AUGGAGAAUCAAAUUGAUAACAAGUUCACUUGGGUCAUUCAGAAAUUCUCUGCUUUGCAAUCUGGGUCUAAUUAUUCUGAUCAAUUCGUAAUCGGUGGCUUCAAAUGGCGUCUUCUCACUUUUCCCAAAGGAGAUGGUAAUAGAAGCUUUUUGCCUCUGUAUCUAGAGGUUUCUGAUCGUGAAGCUUUGCCUCAUGGAUGGAUGAGUCACACCAAAUUCUCCCUAAAAAAACAGACGUGCUUUGAUCAGAAGACUACCCUCUCAGGUUUUCCUGAAAUGAUUCCAUAUUCCACACUACAUGAAAAAGGUGGUGGGUUUCUGGUGAACGGAGUAGUCAAGAUUGUUGCCGAGAUAGAGGUUCUUGGAGUAAUUGGUAAACGAGAUGUAUCAGAGGAACCUAAAGAGACAACCCAACCUCUAAAAAAGAUAAAGCGAGAGGAGGAUGCAAAAUCGAAAGAUUUGCUUAAGGAAACUUUGGCAGUAAAGGAAAGCAUUGAUGUCAAUGGGUUUCAAGUGCUUCCUUCACAGGCGGAAUUUGUGAGCCGUGUUUUUAAAAAAUACCCAGACAUUGCAUCACAACUCGGAGCAAAGAACGAAUCUCUGAGGACAGCUGGAAUGUAUGUCUUCCUCAGCCUAAUCAAGACAUUGUGCAAGUCGCUGCAAGAGCUCUCCAAUGAUGAUCUGAUGGAAGCAGACAAUGCUCUAACAUACCUGAAAUGUUCGGGAAUUAAAUUGGAUUGGUUGGAGCAGAAGCUGGAGGAAGUAAAGGUAAAGAAGAAGCAAGAGCAGAUUGGUGAGACUCGGAUGCAAGAAUUAGAAGAAGAACUGAAGGGGGUUAAGCAGAACUGCACAGACAUUGAAGCCUUGCUGGAGAAAAAGAAGGAAGAACUGAACAACAUUAAGCACAAGUGCUCAGACAUAGAAGGUCUUUUAGAGAAAGAGAAGGCAAAGGUGUUGGCCGCCAGAGCUCCUGCUCUAACGUUAGGAUGA
This is a messenger RNA of Arabis nemorensis, 990 nucleotides long. The record is from the annotation of a GenBank genome assembly. NCBI's taxonomy places the organism in Eukaryota, Viridiplantae, Streptophyta, Magnoliopsida, Brassicales, Brassicaceae.